UAUUUCUUCUCCCGCAAAACAAAUCAUGCAAAAAUAUAUCUCAGAGGCUUGAACGUCGUUCUUCAUCCGCCAGGAGGUUUACUUUCUUAAAAUGGGAGAUAUCAUGGACGAGAAGUUGGGAUAUAUUGUAAUGGCCGACUUACAGACUCUCUUUGGAACUUUGAGAGGUUACACGAGUGAGGUGCUUCACAAGUUCUCUGGUCGUCCCAAGGGUCUGAUGGAACCCGAUUAUACUCGAGCCGGUUUGGACGCUAUGAUUCUCUGUGUCGAUAAUCAUUUUAGGAAAACUGCUGAGCUCGCCACACACUACUUCAUCGAUCCUUCAACAAUGGAGCCUAAUGUGGAUGGGCUGAUUCUGGUUGGUCCAGUGGAGCUUGAGUCUACAUUUACUGAGUCAGAUAUGUUUCAUCCCAAGCUUGCCAAAAUUGUGAAUGAGGUGAGAGUACUAUGUGGUGGAGAAGUCGGUUUCAAUCAUGCUAUCCAUGUGACAUCUAAAGUCCUGGCUAGAGACAGGCGUUUUAUUGUCAAGUUGUUUGACGAGAUAUCCCAGGAUACUGGCAAGUCUGUAUAUGGCCUGGAUGAAACGUUGAAGGCCCUCGAGUCCAACUCUGGUGCUGCUGUCGACACACUUGUCGUUUGGGAAAAUCUUGAUAUCAACAGAUAUGUGAUGAAGAACCGUGAAACGGGCGAAACUGUGAUAAAACACCUGAGCAAGGAACAGGAAGGCAACAAAGAGAACUUCAACAGUGGAUUCAAUGUGGAGGAGAAAAUGUCGCUUGUGGAUUGGCUGAGUAAUGAAUACAGACGUUUUGGUUGCGCCCUAGAAUUUGUCAACAACAAAACACGUGAAGGUCGCCAGUUUUGCAAAGGGCUUGAAGGGAUCGGAGCGAUACUUCGUUACCCGCUUGACCUGAGUGCCAUUGAUCCUGAGGAUGGAGAGCCUAUACCAUAAUCUACCAGCUUGAGCUUAUUAUGCCAGACUAACAACUUAUCUCUCGUGUGUUGAUGCUUGUUUUGUAUCUUUCAGGAUGCUGCUAUGAAAUCUUUGUCAAAGCUGCCAUGAGAAAAGAAGGUCUCUCUGACUGCAGGAAAAGGCUCAUGAGUCUUACUUGUCUUUUUUUGUAUGCCUUUUUUUUUUUUUCUUUCUUUCUCUUUAUACAUUCUAUGUCUUUCUAAUAAUCUCACAAUAAUGUUUUGUUUACUCAACGAAAAUGGCAUCUAAUAAAGUAGACAAAAAGAAAAAGACACUGUCCAGGGAAACCAAACUCUGUUUUCUUCUGUUCUUUUCUGCCGUUUUGUGGAAUCUCUCUCUGCUUUUCCUUCUUUUUAAAAAUUCCUUAGCUUUCAUUUACUUGUACUUUGUUUUUAUAGAAAAUUCAUACUUGUAUUU
Capsella rubella is the source of this 1390-nucleotide messenger RNA. RefSeq names its product eukaryotic peptide chain release factor subunit 1-1. The coding region runs from base 92 to 952 and encodes 286 amino acids. Lineage: Eukaryota; Viridiplantae; Streptophyta; Magnoliopsida; Brassicales; Brassicaceae. Gene Ontology annotation, molecular function: sequence-specific mRNA binding; translation release factor activity, codon specific. Gene Ontology annotation, cellular component: cytosol; translation release factor complex. Gene Ontology annotation, biological process: cytoplasmic translational termination. The record is from RefSeq and is a predicted model, not a curated record. The transcript has 2 exons.